Molecule: messenger RNA, 3166 nt
Organism: Trematosphaeria pertusa
Lineage: Eukaryota; Fungi; Ascomycota; Dothideomycetes; Pleosporales; Trematosphaeriaceae
Product: extragenic suppressor of kinetochore protein 1
Exons: 4
Coding region: 296-3133 (945 amino acids)
Cellular component (GO): cytosol; nucleus
Molecular function (GO): protein phosphatase binding; protein phosphatase regulator activity
Source: RefSeq, a predicted model, not a curated record
CCACAACACCAUCCAGCCCUCGCCGUAUACGCUGCACACACUCGAACACCACAUUGUAUUUGUAACCGCCCCUCACGUUGACUCUGGUGCAUGGCUUCGCGCAGCACCCCGUCGCUCGCUCGUCUGCACGCAUCUCCGUGCUUUUCCCGCUAGACGUCUCACUCUCUUACCGAUGACACGAUUGCCCCGGUAGCUCACGCCGCGCACGAGACCCGCUCACUUGCGGCUGCCCUCGAGUCCUCCCUUCUCCACCUCGCUGCCCCGCCCCCAACAGACGCCCGCACAGUCGCCCACCAUGUUUUGGCGGUUCGGCGGCUAUGCGCAGCUGUCGUCGCUGGACAGCAUCCUCGACAAGCCCGACGUCACCGUCGAGGAGCUGCUGGACGAGUCGGACCUGAUACAAGAGCUUAAGCAGCAGAACUCGAAGCUGAUAGAGUACCUGCGCGACGAAAAAGUUCUCGAGCGCCUGCUGCGCUAUGUCAUUGCCCCCAAGUCGCCCCGGUCGCCCGACGAGGAUCCGGCCGCCGAGUCGAGCAAGGCCAACGAGGGCUUCUUCGGCAGGGUCACAGCCCGGGCGCGAUCGGCGUCGACAAGGUCUGAACCGGGCGACGGCGACGAGAGCAAGGAGGAGAAGCAGCGCAUGAAGUAUGCAUACGUUUCCUGCGAGAUUCUGUCGUCCGAGGUCUGGUCGAUAUCCGAGGCGGUGCUAGAGAACCAGGACACGCUGCGCCAGUUUUGGAAUUACGUCAAGCAGCCCGCGCCCCUCGAUCCAGUGCAGGCCGGAUACUUUACAAAAGUCAACGAGUCACUGCUGGACCGCAAGAUGGAGGAGAUGCUCGACUUUUUCAAGUCAAUCGACAAUGUAGUCGCCGACAUGCUUCAGCACAUUGACUGCCCCAUGAUCAUGGACCUCCUGUUGAAGAUUAUAUCGCUCGAGAAGAGUGAAGGCGGCCAGGGCAUUGUUGAUUGGUUACAAUCGCAGAAUCUAGUCCCGCAGCUAGUCGCCUACCUCGCACCGGACCAACCUGCCUCAUACCAGACGUCCGCCGGAGACUUUUUAAAAGCCAUCAUUACCAUAUCCGCCAACGCUACUACUCAAGACCAGUCCGUGAUUGGUCCCAAUGAGCUCACGCGGCAGCUAGUCUCGGAAAAAUGCAUCAAGCAAAUGAUUGAGUACAUGCUGCACGGAGGCAAUCCGCUCACCGUCAGCGUCGGCAUCAUCAUUGAGGUUAUCCGAAAGAACAACUCCGACUACGACCUGGACAACCAGAUUGGCCCAGUUCCCAAAACCACAGAUCCCAUUUAUCUGGGGACACUGCUCCGGCAAUUCGCACAGCAUAUUCCGCGCUUCAUGGCACUUGUCCACAACUCUAGUCAAACAGUAACCAACAAGGACGGCUCGACAUUUUCCCGAAAGCGAGAGCUGAAGACGGCGUUUGGCGAAAAGAUUGAACCCCUUGGGUUCGACCGCUUCAAGACGUGCGAGCUCAUGGCCGAGCUGCUGCAUUGCAGCAACAUGGCACUGCUCAACGAGCGCGGUAGCGAGGCCGAAGUCAAGCGCAGAGAUGCCGAGCGAGACCGCCUCAAGGCCGAGGGCAAACUGACUGCGCGGGAAGCCAAUGCAGGCGACUUUUCGACUAGCGUGGAUAGCCAUGGCUUUCAUCAUGCACGAGCACCCUCUAGUGAAGCGCCCGAGGUGAUUAAGCGGCUAGAAGUCCAAAACAGCUCCGAGGACGAUUUUGAAAAGGUUACUGCAUCCGAAGCAGUAUCCGAAGAUUCAAAAGCUAACUCUGAAAAGGAGCAGAUUGGCGAGCCCCUGGAGCGUUCACCAAAGACGUCGCCCAACGAGCCGCCUAGCGAGAAACAGCAAGAGGGGGAAGGUGAGUUUGUCGACGAACCACUCUCACCGGUCAAGGACGCCUCAUCACCCGCAGCCACCACUCCAGGCAAGCCCGCCGACGACGCAGAGUCACCCACCUCUGCCGGCCUUUCGGCCAAGGUGGGCGGCCUAGGUUUAGACAAUGACACUGUCAUGGGCGACCGUGAGGAGAAGACAGAAGACCAGCCUUCAAGUGAGCGUCCUUCGCUUCUCACGCAGCAGCUGAACAAGGCGGAGGCGGAAGUUGCCGAAGCACCAAAUCUCUCGCCGCACCCCGAAGACAAGCCCGCACCCUUGUUUGCUGGCAAACCCCGCAGCAGCGAGUCCCCUGAACAAGCAUCGCAGUUCACAUCCGGUGCAGCCGAGAGCGAGGGCUCCGAGGUUACGCCCAUUGACGAUCGUAGUAGUACGCGCUCAGUGUUAUUUGGUGGAGUCGAGGGCCAGUACGCUCCUCAGUACGAGGUCGACAUUGAUGGAUCGCCCGUGGUUGGCGACCUUUUGAAGAUGCAAUUUGUCGACCACAAGGUCGUACCAACCAUACUCGACUUUUUCUUUCGGUUCCCCUGGAAUAACUUUCUCCAUAAUGUUGUAUACGAUGUCGUUCAGCAAGUGUUUAAUGGGCAGAUGGAGCGAGGUUACAACCGCAGCCUGGCGAUUGACCUUUUCGACACGGGUCGCAUCACCGAGCGCAUCAUCGAGGGCCAAAAGGCCAGCGACAAGGCUCAAGAGGAGACUCACAUGCGCCUCGGGUACAUGGGCCAUUUGACUCUUAUCGCGGAAGAGGUGCUCAAGUUUACUGAGCGACACCCAGCGGAGCUGCUGUCACAGUCUGUCCUCGACAAGGUUAUGAGCCAGGCGUGGAUAGACUAUGUUGAGCAGACGCUGGCGGAGACGCGAGAACGGGACAAUGCCAUUCUCGGCGGCGUCCGUCCUGACAUGAGUGUAGGUCCCAGGCAGGCCGUGCUCAAUGCAGUGAAUGCGGCCUCGGGCUUUGGCAACGACGGCGGCUCCUCGCUUGCCAAUGCCAACAGCGGCAACAUUGGUCUCGAUAGCAUGGAGCUUACGAACCCCGAUUCGGGCGGCGGAUACACCUUCAACAGCGGCGGCCUCCUCAGCGGCUUCACCAAUUCGAGCGAUGAGGAGGACGAGGAAAUGGACGAAGUCGACAGCGAGCGAGAACGGCAGCCACCUGUGAGUGACUCGGAACAAGUGGGUGAACUCUCAUUUGAAGAUGUUGAGAUGGACUACCGAUAAUCACGACCCCGACACUAUACUGUCCGCGCGUUG